Messenger RNA from Papaver somniferum (opium poppy), 1262 nucleotides. RefSeq names its product traB domain-containing protein-like. Bases 114 to 983 code for a protein of 289 amino acids. The transcript has 7 exons. NCBI's taxonomy places the organism in Eukaryota, Viridiplantae, Streptophyta, Magnoliopsida, Ranunculales, Papaveraceae. The record is from RefSeq and is a predicted model, not a curated record.
UUUAUGCAUUUCAUUACCAAAACGGAUUAACAGACAAACAUCACUAGAGUUGUAUCUUAAAUUUAAGGUAUGGCGAAGAAGAAGUGGGUUUUCAAUCUCAGAUUAUUGCAAGCAUGUCUUCCAUUUGCAAUUAUCUAUUUAGGAUUUUCAUAACAAAUUUGAGAAGUAUAUUUCAUCAAAAAUGUCAAUCACCAUCUUCAGAUUAUGCACAACUUGAAACAAGUCAUUACCAACAUGGUAUUCCUGGAAUCCCAACUGAUGGUAAAGUUGUUCUACUCAAGAAUUCCAGCAAUGGGGCUCUACUCUAUCUAAUUGGAACUGCUCAUGGUUCUAAACAGAGUGCUGAAACCGUCAAGGAGGUGAUCGAUUAUGUAAGGCCUGAUGUAGUUGCGGUUGAGCUGUGCAAGAAACGUGCCAUGGGGAUCAUGGAUUGGACACCUGAAGAUGAGAUAUCAUUGUCCAUGUUGUUCCGUAGAUCCAUGAGAGCUGCAGGUGGACUGUGCAUGAAGUUUGUUAUCUUUAUUGAGAGUUGUCGGGAGCGCCGAUCGCAUGCAAAUGGUAUUUUUCCUGGCCUGGAGUUCAAGGUUGCUAUAGAAGAAUCUUCUAGAGUGGGAGCAAGAUAUUUCUACAUUGAUCAAGAUAUGGAUGUUACUCUUCAACAAUUAUGUAAAGUAUCAUCAUUUUACUGGCGUUGGGAUGCAUAUAGGACUAGAGUAAGGGAUGAAGCCAAAUGUACAAGAUCCUUUGUGCAGGAAACGCAUAGCUUUCAGAAAAAACUUAGUCCAGAGUUUUUUGAGGCGAUGAUUGAAGAUAGAGACAAGUUUAUGUUUACGAACCUUAGAAGUUUCCAAGGAAAAGUUGUAGCAGUGGUUGGGCUGGCUCACAUGGAUGGAAUUGAACGAUUGUGGAAGCGGGCAGAGGAGGAUGACAAUAGCAGUGUCUUUAUAACUGUAAUUGAGGGUUGCCACGGGCAUUCAGAGUAAGGUGAAGACGAAUUGUUAGGAAAAUAUGCAGCAUAUGUUUCUUCAAAUAUGAAUUGUAUACACAGAGCUUGGUUUUCUUAGGUUAUUUAGGACAUUAGACGUUAUAGAUAUGUUCUUUUUAUAUAUGCUUUACAGAGUUCAAACUGUUACAAUCCAAAAUGAAUAUGAUCAACAAUGAAACUCAGCAUAUGUCUUGUUUCAAGAUUGUGGAAGUAUUUUUUUAUUUUUUCUGUCUUCAAAUGUGUAAACCUAUUUACCAUGACUGAAUUCAGACAGAAC